This is a messenger RNA of Drosophila santomea, 1350 nucleotides long. Its product is annotated as zinc carboxypeptidase. Bases 7 to 1275 code for a protein of 422 amino acids. Gene Ontology annotation, biological process: proteolysis. Gene Ontology annotation, molecular function: zinc ion binding; metallocarboxypeptidase activity. The transcript has 5 exons. NCBI's taxonomy places the organism in Eukaryota, Metazoa, Arthropoda, Insecta, Diptera, Drosophilidae. The record is from RefSeq and is a predicted model, not a curated record.
CUCAAAAUGCGUCUGCUUUGGUUGCUCGCCACGCUGGUGGCUCUAACAAGUGCUGCGAUCCUUAAGGACGCGGCCAAAGAGCGUUAUGAUAACUUCAGGGUAUACAAGCUCACUAUACAGAACCAAAUUCAAUUGGCUGCGAUCGAGAAAAUCGGCGAGCUGACGAAGAAGUACAACAUUUGGAAGGAGUAUGACGAGCGUAGUAAGCAGGUUGAUAUUAUGGUUAGUCCUGGUCAACUAAACCACUUCCAGGAGCUGCUCAAAUUCAAUAACAUCAGCAGCGAGCUUAUGAUCGAGAAUGUCCAAGAGCGUAUCGACGAGGAACAAGUCACGCCAACUGCAGAUAGCGCCACCUUUGGCUGGACGAAGUACUAUGAGCUAGAAGAGAUUGAGGCCUGGCUGGACGAGAUUCUGAAGGCAUAUCCCUCGGUGACCGAAGAGUUCAUCGUUGGUACCUCCUACGAGGGGCGAACCAUUCGAGGCAUCAAGAUCUCGCACAAGACUGGCAAUCCUGGCAUUUUCAUCGAGUCCAACAUCCAUGCCAGAGAGUGGAUAACCUCGGCCAGUGCCACAUGGUUCAUCAAUCAGCUGUUGACCUCAGAGGAUGCCGAUGUGCGGAAUCUGGCCGAUAACUACGAUUGGCACAUAAUACCCGUAUUCAAUGUGGAUGGUUUUGAGUACUCACACAGAAAGGAUCGUAUGUGGCGCAAGACACGUCAGCCACAUGCCACGAAUGCCUGCAUUGGAGCUGAUGCCAAUCGGAACUUUGACUCCCAUUGGCUGGAGAACAAUGGAGCCUCUAAUAAUCCCUGCAGUGAGACUUUUGCUGGGGAUACCCCUGGAUCUGAGCCUGAGGCCAAGGCCUUGACCGAGUAUCUGACCAAAAUCCAGGACGAAAUUAGUGUGUACAUAUCCUUCCACUCAUAUGGACAGUACCUGCUCUCGCCCUACGGACACACCAAGGAGGAGUUCCCAGAAAACUACAAUGAUAUCCUAACCAUUGGCAAGGCCUUUGCCGAUGCCAUUGAAGCCCUGCCUUACGGAACUGUCUACCAGUAUGGAUCCACAGCUGAUGUGCUUUAUGUGGCCACUGGCACCUCCGUGGACUGGGUGUUCAACGAGCUGGGCAAGAAGAUCGGCUACACAAUCGAGUACCGUGAUAAGGGACGAUACGGCUUUAUCCUGCCACCAGUGCAGAUCCUACCCAACUGUGAGGAGCUAAUGGUUGGAAUGCUGGCUUUGAUUGAGAAGACCAAGGAGUUGGGUUACUUGUAAAGGCACGAUUUAUUUGUACCGCAUAAAUGACUUAUUCGUGUUCAUUAAAAUACCUCACAUAUGAGGCCAGCAAAU